GCGCGCAACCUUAAUGACACGGGCUGUGUCAUUUCGCAGGGUUGGAGCACUUUCGCGCCCGUCAUUUCGCAUCUUGCGCAACCUUUUCACCUUACUUGCAGCAUUCAAUCUCAAACAAUGGGCCUUGCGAGCAAACUCGCUGGUGGUGCUCGACCACUCGGCGGCGCUCCUCAUGGCGGACAACCUUAUGGUGCUCCUCCACCGACGCAAGCACCUUACGGAAGUCAACCACCCUACGGCGCUCCUCCUAAUCAACCGUACGGUGCACCUCCGCCGAAUCAAGCUCCUUAUGGGGGUCAACCACCAUACGGCGCUCCUCCGAAUCAACCGUACGGCGCACCUCCGCCGAGUCAAGCUCCUUAUGGUCCUCCUCCGAAUCAGUCGUCUGGUGCUCCACCGUCGAACAAACCGCCAUAUGGAGCGUCACCAACUGGCCAGGCACCGCCAUUCCAACAACCACCGUACGGAGCUCCUCCUGGCGGUCCCGCUCCACCUUUUGGUGGUGUCGGGAUGAACCAAGCCGGCCCGUAUGGUGGUCCUCCAGGUCCUUAUGGAGGCCCUCCACAAAACGGGCCAUACGGACCACCACAAGGAUCGUUUCCAGGGGGCUUUGGACAAAGUGGUCCGCCCGGAAAUGCACCGUGGGGAGCACAGUCUGCUCCACCUUCAGGAUAUCCUGGAGCUGCUUAUGGUGCUCCACCCCCAGGUGCGCCGUACGGUCAGGCUCAGCAAGGUCCACCAGGCCAAUCCGGAGUGGGGGGAAUAUCUCACGCCCAACCGCAUCCGGCAGCAGCACAACGCUCCUUUCCUGUCAUUGCGGCCAAACUAGACUACAUUGUCAAUACAAACCAGCUUCAAAACUUUUACCCUCCCCAGACUAUUCAGCAGAUCGCGGACCGAAUCUCGAAAACAGUGGAUUUUGAUAGUUUGACUGCACACUGGAAAUUACAAACGUCGGAACUGGCUUAUGAUUUGGCGAGUUUAGCGCUAUAUGACAUUGUGAUUUAUUCGGACGAUUCUGGAUCAAUGAGCGCAGCCGAGAAUGGAGAACGAAUCGAUGAUCUCAAUCUCAUCGUCUCCAAAGUUGCAGAAAUUGCAUCGCUAUUUGACCAGGACGGCAUUACGGUCCGAUUCAUGAACUCUGAGCAACAAGGCAACAACCUUCGUUCUGAAGCUGAAGCCACCGCCCUCAUCCGCUCCAUACGCUAUAUGGGGGUGACACCUCUCGGCUCACAGCUCGAUGCCAAAGUUAUCCAGCCGUUGGUGAUUGGGCCUGCCCGAUCGAACAGUCUUCAAAAGCCCGUAUUGGUGAUUACCAUUACCGAUGGUGAACCGGUUGGUGAACCAAGAGAUAAAGUCCAAACCGUAAUUGCCGGGGCGAAGCAGGCCCUCACGUCUACUCGUUACGGAGGUGGUGCCGCUGCAUUUCAAUUCGCACAAGUGGGUAAAGAUCAGGGGGCUCAAAGGUUUUUGGCCACUCUUGACAAUGACCCCAACAUUGGACGCAUGGUGGAUUGCACAUCUUAUUUUGAGCUGGAGCAGAUGGAGAUGGCGAAGAAAGGCGUGAAUCUAACACCAGAGAUGUGGUUAGUGAAGUUGAUGGUUGGAUCGAUUGAUCGUACGUAUGAUGAGCAGGAUUAGUCGAUUGGUAGGAUGCGCCUAUAUUCAGAUAAGGUAGGGGGGGAGGGGGGUAUGAGGGAUAAUUUUUACUUCACUACUGGUGCUGUUUAGUGCGAAUCCUUAGUUAACGGGAGGCCAGUGAUAUUUCCCGCACAGGGCUUAUGUUUAGUUCUUCCCAUUAUGUAUUUUGACAAGAGUUAUAAUCCAAACCA
Molecule: messenger RNA, 1832 nt
Organism: Spizellomyces punctatus DAOM BR117
Lineage: Eukaryota; Fungi; Chytridiomycota; Chytridiomycetes; Spizellomycetales; Spizellomycetaceae
Exons: 5
Coding region: 118-1641 (507 amino acids)
Source: RefSeq, a predicted model, not a curated record